CGUACAAUAGCGAAAGAGGCCGAGCUGCAGCGGAGCUGUCCGGAACAUCCGGCUGCAGCUCCUCAACAUAAACAGCAAUGGCGGAGGCAGCAGUAGCGUCUACGGCGGCUUCAGCAGUAACAGGAGGUUGGACCAAACACGUAACCUGCAGAUAUUUCAUGCAUGGUCUUUGCAAAGAGGGAGACAACUGUCGAUAUUCUCAUGAUCUGACCAGCAGCAAACCUGCAGCCAUGAUUUGCAAGUUCUUUCAGAAGGGAAACUGUGUGUUUGGAGACCGUUGCAGGUUUGAACACUGCAAACCGGCAAAGAACGAGGAGCUGCCAGCCCCCCAGACGCUGCCGCUGCCCUCUGUCUCGCUGCCUGUCCCAUCAGACCCAGAACCCAGUGGGCCAACACCUGGUCCAGGGGCACAAGACUGGGUCAACGCUGCUGAGUUUGUUCCAGGACAGCCGUACUGUGGACGAGCUGAGCCAGUGAAGGUGGAGAGCUCCGUCCCUCUCAUCGAGGAGUUUGACAGUGACGCAGCAGUGGAUAACAAAGAGCUGAGGAAGCAGCUCUGUCCGUAUGCUGCUGUUGGAGAGUGCCGCUACGGAAUCAACUGCGCCUAUCUCCACGGCGACGUUUGUGACAUGUGUGGCCUCCAGGUGCUCCACCCCACUGACAACAACCAGCGCUCCGAUCACAUAAAGGCAUGCAUCGAGGCCCAUGAAAAAGACAUGGAGAUUUCCUUUGCCAUCCAACGCAGCAAGGACAUGAUGUGUGGUGUGUGUAUGGAAGUGGUGUUUGAGAAAGCCAACCCAAGUGAGCGCCGCUUCGGCAUCCUCUCCAACUGCAGCCACUGCUACUGUCUAAAGUGCAUCCGCAAGUGGAGGAGUGCCAAGCAGUUUGAGAGCAAAAUCAUCAAGUCUUGCCCAGAGUGUCGAAUCACAUCCAACUUUGUCAUCCCCAGCGAGUACUGGGUGGAAGAUAAGGACGACAAGCAGAAACUCAUCCAGAAAUACAAGGACGGCAUGGGGAGUAAACCGUGUCGAUACUUUGAUGAGGGUCGUGGAACGUGUCCUUUCGGCUCAAAUUGCUUCUACAAGCAUGCCUUUCCUGAUGGGCGGCUGGAGGAAGCACAGCCCCAGCGAAGACAGAAUGGAUCCAACAGCAGGAAUCGGAACUCGAGGCGAACGCCGCUGUGGGACAUCUUUGACGAGCGGGAAAGCACCGACUCCUUUGACAACGAGGACGAGGAGAUGGUGACGUUUGAGCUGAGCGAGAUGCUCCUCAUGCUGCUCGCCGCAGGAACUGACGACGAAGUGACAGAUUCAGAGGACGAGUGGGACUUGUUUCACGAGGAGCUGGACGAUUUCUAUGAGAUUUACCUAUAGCAGCCCCACCUAUUAACCCCCACCCCCACCCCCCAUGUAUACUAGACACUAGGAUGGACUGUCUUGUGUGAGUGAUGGACAGUAGCUUUUCCCCACCCCCUGUAUUGUGGCAGUGCCUUUAAGCAGGCCAUAUUAAUAAAUGAACUUAUAAAAGGUUUAAAAAAAUGUCCAAGUCAGUGCGCUCGUGCUAAACAUUUUCUAGACAUCUAUCCUCGUGAGUCUAUCUUGUGCGGUUCUUGUUAAAAGGUAAAACGAUAAAAUGACAAAAAGAACUCGAUAUAAGAUUUAACAGAAAUUAUAACUUUCUUCAAAUAUUGCUAAUAAACAUUGUCAAGUUUAUUUGUGGGUGUGAGUUUGACUUGUUUGUCAUCUACCCAGCUGUUAAUACAUACUCCUGAGACUCAGAGGAUGCACACUUUGCACCGUUUACUGUAAUCAUGAUGGGCAUGUUGUAAGAUUUAACUUUUCGAAGGCCGGAACUUCUCUUCUUUGUUUAUUUCUUUUUUUUUUUUCUUCAUUAAAGCUGCUGAUAGGCAAUAUAUUGUGCUGAUGUUAAAUACAUUAACCAUAAUCAAUUUCACGUUGUACGGAAAAGUAUUUACUGUGGCCCCUACAAAUCUAAACAAAAGCCUUUGUGAGGCCUUUAAAUCAAAAUGGAACACAAGCUGUCCAUCAAAGCCCAAAAACCCUCGGAGGGUUUGUGGCUGUGCAGGGGGACCACUAGCCCUGAUCCUUGGUAGCCGUCUUUGUAACUUGGACAUUUCAGUCACAAAUUAGUUACGGAAAGAAUGUUAGAGAUCUGAACGCACCAGAUGGUAGACACCCUCCUUGGAGACAAAACAAAGUGAGAGUGGAUAGUAACGAUGCAGGACUUCUUUUACAUUCACCAGCGGGAUGUAUGGACUCAUAUGGGUCAGUACAAUAUUGAGCUUAUGAAAUGAUGAGUAAUAAUUUCAAAGCCUGUGCUUGCUUAUGAGCUUUUGUUAACCUUGUGAAAAACUACAUGAUAACUCCAAGUUUGUCAAUGUGUAAAAAAGAUUUGGAGUAGUAGAUACAUAAGGAGAAUGUUUAAAUAAAACCUGAGCACUGCAAAUCAGUGGUCAGGUUACAGCAGGACUACUGAACAAAAUGGUAGUCACCUUUUAUAUCUUCUAGCCACCAGAGGCAGCACUGAGCACACUGCUGCUAAGCACUGCAGUCUGUGAGCUGUUCUGUGUCUGCAGCUGCAGGGUUACACAGAUGACUACCUGGGACCUUGAUACACUGUCUGACGGGUCUGGUUCAGGGUUCAGGGCUCAGGGUAAACCUGCUAAGUGACCCCAACCUUCCUCUUCACGCACCUGUGCACCUAUUGUAGUCUUUAUGUGCAUUUAAUGUGAAAUGUUAUGUCAGGUUUCCCAGAUAAUUCUGUCUUUCUGCAAUCUAACUACAAAGGUCAGUAACCUGCCCAGCCAGAGAGCCAGAAUAAAGAUGGACCUCUUCAUUUGAUAUCUUUCCCUUCCACCGUUCUGAAUCUCAGCAUCCAGGGACCAAAAAGCAAGUCCUUCCUCAGAACCAGGUUAAAGAGUCAGCGCUUGUGAUUACAAACUCUUCAGCUGACUGACAGAAGAGCUGAGAGACUUUUCAUUUCCCACCAUGCCCGUGUAAAGUGUCCACUCACUGUUCUUUGGCUUCACUGAGUAAUGCAUACUAAGCUUUGCUGCUGAGAUGCUCAGCCACAGACUCCUGAUAGCUGGUCUCAACCUGUUGAACUCCGUUGGAAUGCAUAUGUUUAUACUGAAAUGUGUGUUUUCUAUGUUCCACAGCCAUUCAUCUUAACUUGAAUUAAAGUUUAUUAUCAAUCGGUA
Messenger RNA from Micropterus salmoides (largemouth bass), 3220 nucleotides. It is a transcript of the gene mkrn1, whose product is annotated as makorin, ring finger protein, 1. The transcript has 8 exons. NCBI's taxonomy places the organism in Eukaryota, Metazoa, Chordata, Actinopteri, Centrarchiformes, Centrarchidae. Gene Ontology annotation, molecular function: metal ion binding; ubiquitin protein ligase activity. The record is from RefSeq and is a predicted model, not a curated record. The coding region runs from base 78 to 1373 and encodes 431 amino acids. Gene Ontology annotation, biological process: protein polyubiquitination.